ACCUAAUUCCAUAUUUCAUAAUUCUUUACAAAAUGGACCCAAUAGAGCCUGAUGCACAUUUAUUGGCUUUAAAAGUUAUGCGUUUAAUGCGGCCGACAUUAGUUGAACUUGGGCCGGUCGUAAGCUGUGAACACAAAGAUUUGAUGCAACGCUUUUCUUCUAAGCCUCAUAGUGAUGUUUUUUCUGGGAUUAUUGCUGAAACACUGUCGGCAGGUCAAGUGCUGUUGUUACCACAGUCAUUUGGAAACAUAUAUCUGGGUGAAACAUUUUCAAGUUACAUUUGUGUUCACAAUUGUUCACCCCAGCCUGUUGAAUGUAUUAACGUUAAAACGGACCUGCAGUCAAACACUACCCGUAUAAAUUUAUCCUUGCAAAAAAAUAACAAGUCUGCAAUCAUAUUGGCACCUGGAGAGACUAUUGAUGAUGUUAUACGAUAUGAAGUAAAAGAGAUUGGAACACAUAUACUUGUCUGCGAGGUGAAUUAUACGAGUCCAGCGGGGUACGCUCAAUCCUUAAGAAAAUUUUUUAAGUUUCAAGUCUUAAAACCACUUGACGUAAAAACAAAAUUUUAUAAUGCAGAAAUUGAAGAAAUUUAUUUGGAGGCUCAAAUACAAAAUGUUACCACCAGUCCAUUCUGUCUCGAGAAAGUGGAAUUGGAUAGCUCUGAAGAAUUUACAGUUAUUCCUUUAAAUACAUUGCCCAAUGGAGAGUCUGUUUUUAAUACUAAGAACAUGUUGCAACCUAACAAUAGUUGUCAGUUUCUUUAUUGCAUAAAACCAAAAGUGCAGAAAGCUACAGACAUCCAUGCUCUUCGACAGUUAAGCAAUGUAGGCAAACUGGAUAUCGUUUGGCGGUCAAAUCUCGGUGAAAAAGGACGAUUGCAAACUAGUCAAUUACAGCGUUUGCCCUAUGAAUGUAAGGAUCUGCGUUUCGAAGUCAUAAAUGCUCUAAAUACAGUAAAAAUUGGAACAAUAUUUACCUUUAACUGUAGGGUAACAAAUACAUCCGAACACACAAUGAAAUUGCAUGUUCGACUGGUUACUAAGUUAUCGCCGGAAUGUCAAUAUACGGGCUGUGCUGAUUUCAAGCUUGAUGAAUUAAACACUGGAGAAAAUGCCGAGUUUCCACUAUCGGUUUCCCCAUCGAAGUUGGGUCUCAUUAAAAUUGCCGACUUAUUACUGGUUGACACCGAAAACAAUGAACAUUACUCGAUAGAAAAGGUAGUAGAAGUCUUUGUAGUAGAUUCGGAUUACAACAAAGAUCACAAAACCUUUCAGAAUAGAUUAAUUCGCUAUGCAAAGCCAACGGAUAUUAUAAUACAGUCGCCGGUUCAAUUACAGGUGGUAUAGAGUGUAAGCAAAAUUGACACUUUUUGUACAUUGAAGCGCUAAAUAAUAAUUGUAUAUCUAAUUGAA
Drosophila persimilis is the source of this 1415-nucleotide messenger RNA. RefSeq names its product probable trafficking protein particle complex subunit 13 homolog. The coding region runs from base 33 to 1349 and encodes 438 amino acids. The record is from RefSeq and is a predicted model, not a curated record. Gene Ontology annotation, cellular component: TRAPPIII protein complex. NCBI's taxonomy places the organism in Eukaryota, Metazoa, Arthropoda, Insecta, Diptera, Drosophilidae. The transcript is spliced from 5 exons.